This is a messenger RNA of Mustela lutreola (European mink), 4272 nucleotides long. RefSeq names its product cyclin dependent kinase 10 (gene CDK10). Lineage: Eukaryota; Metazoa; Chordata; Mammalia; Carnivora; Mustelidae. The record is from RefSeq and is a predicted model, not a curated record. The transcript has 13 exons. Gene Ontology annotation, biological process: regulation of mitotic cell cycle; protein phosphorylation. The coding region runs from base 2771 to 3703 and encodes 310 amino acids. Gene Ontology annotation, cellular component: nucleus. Gene Ontology annotation, molecular function: ATP binding; cyclin-dependent protein serine/threonine kinase activity.
GGCCGAGGGCGACCCCGCGGCUGUCCCGUGGCCAGCUGCCUGUGAAGACCGGGCUCUGGGGGGUUUGGUCGGGGGUCUGGGGUCGACUUGGCCGCCUGCUCUCCUGGUGCGCUGUGAAUGGGCCGGGCCGCGCCCCGCCUGGGAGCCGGCCGCUUCCGUGGCGCAGGGGACUGUCCCAGCAGGAGCUGUGUUAGGGCUAGAAGCAAAUAAACGCUCAUCACAGGGCCGAAGUUGUGCGGGGAGCUCUAACCCGUGGUGUAACGGUCACCAGUGCCAGCCUCCGAUUCUCGGUGUGGCUGCAAGCGGAGCGGACUGUUACAGCAGGACCUAGAGCUUCCAAAAGCAGCGGGGGCGGCGGCAUGAAGCCGCGGGGAGGCUGGUGUGCAGCACACGGAUAAGGGUUUGGAAGCUUCGCACGUGGGUGCCUUGAAGAGCCUCCUUUGGACAAAAUAAGCAUUUUUUCCUAGAUAAAGUAUCUUAUUUGCUGCUUGAACGUAGCAGACAGAAGGCAAAGUGGCCAGUGGACAGGCCUCUGCAUACGGCCCUGUCGUGUGGUCCGGUCAGCGGCGGUUACAGGGCGGGGAGAGUGAAGCUUGGGGGUAUGGAGUCGUCGUUGGAGCUCUGGGGGCUGGGCCGGGCUGUACCUGGCGUUCUGAGAGGCGGGUCAGGGUCACCAACGCUCGGUGGCGUUCUUCAGGCCAUGGUGCAUCCCCCCACAUGCAGCAGGUGCCCACUGCAUUCCCAGGACCGCGGGGCCUGAUGGGAGCCCAGACACCCAGAGGAGCACCCCCGCGUGGCCCGUCGGGCCUCGGAAAUAGCAGGACUUCAGAGGAAGAAUUGUGUCCAGGUUGGGGGCAGCUUGCAGGACGUUCUGCUGGGCUGGUCCGUGGGACUAGGAUUCUGACGUGCAGAGAGGCAGGGAAGCCUGGCGUGCCAACCUAGAAUGUCGGGGCAGCGCCACAGAGAUGAGAAACAGCGCGACUCGGCCCCGCCAGGAGUCCUCCGGGAGAGAAUGUGGGGAAGAACUGGGGGAGAGGAGCCCAAAGCCCCCUCGGGGAGGCGCUCGGUGCCGGUGGUUCCGACCUGUCCCCCGAGUGGUAGGACGGAAUGAGAUGGAGGCUGAUGACGGAGAAGGCCGGAGGGGCUGCGGGAAUGGGAGCUUUGCUGCAUGCGCUUCUAGCCAAGGGGACAUGCCUGUCCAGUCCGUAGGCAAGCGUCCCUCGUCACGCAGGCGUGUUAGCAUACGGGCCUUCUGCUAGGAGUGCAGCCCCAGAAGCAGUGGCUCGAGUGUGGGCUUGAGGGGAGCCUGGGUGGCUCAGUCAGUCAAGCGUCCAGCCUUUUUUUUUAAAGAUUUUAAUUUGGGCCGGGUGGACCAUGAGCAGGGGCGGGGCAGGGGCAGAAGGAGAAGCAGGCUCCCCACUGAACAGGAAGCCCGAUGUGGGGCUCGAUCCCAGAACCCUGGGAUCAGGACCUGAGCUGAAGGCAGAUGCUUCACCGACGGAGCCCCCCAGGCGCCCUGAGUAUUCAGGCUCUGUGCUGGCCUGGAGCUGGCUCAGAAUUCUCCCAUUUUUCUCUCCCCUAACAUCCAGGGAGAGGGAGCUAUUUUCCACAAGGUAGGGCCAGGCACUCGCUAUCUGUCUUGUAGAUCUACCUGCACUUGGUCCAAAUCCCACCUGCUUCCGAGAUGGAAAGGAGUGGGCGGCCGACUUCCUUUGAUCAGGAAGUCCCUUCCUCGAAGCCCUUGUCCUCUCUGCUCACAUCCCGUUGGCCAAAGUGGACUGAAACGGACUUGCCUAGCUGCAAAAUACAAUGGUGGGAAAUACCCCCACCGGCUGGGUAGCCACGUGCCCCCGGGCUGUUCCCUAACUCAGAGGAAGAAGUACUGUUGGGUGUUGGGGUCAGUUAGUCUCUGCCACAGAAGCGUUUCCACUGCGUUUGGUGGAAGCUUUGUCCAUCUCUGGAGCAUAAUUCAGACUGGUGCUGCUCAGUUUUUUCUGACGGUGGAAAUGUUUCUUUUGUGGACUCUUGAUCUUGGGGGGGGGGGGUGUGAAUUAAAGCCCUACGUUGGGUGUGGACCCUACUUAGAAAAAAAAGAAGAAGAAAUGUUGCUUUCUGACUUGUCCAGGAUGGUUACCAUGAGCCAUGUGGCACCGAGGAGCACGACACACAUGGCAGCUGAGGAAAUGAAAUUUUACUGUUAAUUCUUGCUAGCCAGAUGUGGCCAGUGGUUGUCGUUUGUGGACAGCAUACAUCUGGACCGUGGGAUUGGAAGGGAAAAGGCUGUCUGUGGUAGAGCCUAAGUGUCUGCUGGCCCAGUAGCAUCUUUCCUCUUUUCUCACCUGAACGCCCAAGGGUGUGGCUCUCUUAGUUUGGUGAGCAGAACACAAGUGAGCGCCUCGGUUAGGGUUAAGUGUUCAGUAUCCUUCUCUAGUUGUUCCUUUAGCUGCCCAAGCCCUGCCCUGCCGGCCCCUCUGUCUUUCAGCUGGGACGGUGUCGGAGCGUGAAGGAGUUUGAGAAGCUGAACCGCAUCGGGGAAGGCACCUAUGGCAUUGUGUAUAAAGUAUCUUAUUUGCUGCUUGAACGUAGCAGACAGAAGGCAAAGUGGUGACCUCCAUCCUGACUCUAAGGAGGAAAACUUGGAGGAAGCCCCUUGGAACUAGCACCCUGUACCCUGUACCCUGUACCCAGCUCAGGGGAGAGGACUCCGCAGAGAGCAUAUCGGGCCCGGGACACCCAGACGGACGAGGUUGUCGCCCUGAAGAAGGUUCGGAUGGACAAGGAGAAAGAUGGGGUCCCCAUCAGCAGCCUUCGAGAGAUCACCCUGCUCCUGCGCCUUCGCCAUCCGAAUAUCGUGGAGCUGAAGGAAGUGGUUGUGGGGAACCACCUGGAAAGCAUCUUUCUGGUGAUGGGUUAUUGUGAGCAAGACCUGGCCAGCCUUCUGGAGAACAUGCCGACACCCUUCUCUGAGGCCCAGGUCAAGUGCAUUGUGCUGCAAGUGCUCCGAGGCCUCCAGUACCUGCAUCAGAACUUCAUCAUCCACAGGGACCUGAAGGUGUCCAACUUACUCAUGACCGAUAAGGGCUGUGUGAAGACAGGUGGGUGCUGGGUGCCGGCGCUGUGGCCGGUGUCUGUGGGAGGCUACCUGGAGCGGGGAGCAGCGGAUUUCGGCCUGGCCCGGGCCUAUGGCAUCCCAGUGAAGCCGAUGACCCCCAAGGUGGUCACGCUCUGGUACCGAGCCCCCGAACUGCUUUUGGGAACCACCACGCAGACCACCAGCAUCGACAUGUGGGCCAUGGGCUGCAUCCUGGCCGAGCUGCUGGCCCACAAGCCCCUUCUCCCCGGCACGUCCGAGAUCCACCAGGUGGACCUGAUUGUGCAGCUGCUGGGCACGCCCAGUGAGAACAUCUGGCCAGGGUUUUCCAGGCUGCCCCUGGUGGGUCAGUACAGCCUGAGGAAGCAGCCGUACAACAACCUCAAACACAAGUUCCCGUGGCUCUCGGAGGCUGGCCUGCGCCUGCUCAACUUCCUCUUCAUGUACGACCCCAAGAAAAGGGCAACGGCCAGUGAUGGCUUGGAGAGCUCGUACUUCAAGGAGAAGCCCCUGCCCUGUGAGCCGGAGCUCAUGCCUACCUUCCCCCACCACCGCAACAAGCGGGCCGUCCCGGCCACGUCUGAGGGUCAGGGCAAGCGCUGUAAGCCGUGACAGGUGGGGCCCCUCUGCUCGGCCGGCACGACCGUGGUGCCCAGCGGUGAACAGCAGUCAAACGGGGAGGCCUCUGCCGUCCAGGCUCACGGGGCUGCUGGAAUCCAGCCCCUCCAACGGGUGGAGACCAGCACGCUGCUCCAGCUGAUCAUACCCCUUCCCCAGAAGAAUGGGGAGUGGAUGUGGGUGGAUGUGCCCUGAAGGGGCGGGAUGCUCCUGGACACCUGUUGCCAUGGCCUCAGCUGGUAAAAGCUCAGGACCCUCCCUUCCCAGAAGGAAACAUCUGCUGGGCCCGAUUUAGUGGCUGUUGCUGGCUUGGGAUGCAGAGACCCUGCAUGGUUGCUGAUCACCAGGAUCUGUCCGGGGAAGGGAGAGGCUGUGGUGCAUCACCCCCCUCCCCAGGUGCAUUCUGAGAGCUGGCGCACUCAGAAUGGGAAGGAGAGAUCAGGUGUGGGUCAUAUCCCACCUGAUAGGUUGUCCCUGUCCCCACACUGAGGCCCAGAGGGGAAGGGGCACAAGCUGGUGCUAACAGGAACUCCAAGAGAUAAAAGGUUUUCUUACAGGCAUGA